AUGUCCAGUUUCGAAGACGCGGACACGGAAGAGACAGUGACGAGUCUGCGGGUCACCAUUUACCAUCCUGGCCAGAUGCAAGGUGGGAUAUUCCAAUCGAUAAGGUUUUCUAACCCGGAGAAGCUCCCAUCCAGCGAAGUGGUGAAAUUCGGCCGAAAUUCCACCGUUUGUCACUAUACUUUUCAGGACAAGCAGGUUUCCCGAGUUCAGUUCUCACUGCAGCUGUUUAAAAAGUUCGACAGCUCCGUCCUCUCUCUAGAAAUUAAGAACAUGAGCAGGAGGACCGGCCUGCUGGUGGGCGGCAUGGAGCUGGGCUACCUCAACAAGGUGGAGCUGCCCUCCAGGUGCGUGGUCCGCUUUGGCGAGUACCAGCUGCUGGUGGAGAAGCAAGACGGGGAGUCCCUGGAGUUUUUCGAGACUCUCUUCACGAUGUCUCCCAGACCCCUCCUGCAGGAACAGGGCUGGCCCGCAGGCAAGCCCACCCCUGAGCUCUGCUGGUCCGCCCAGAGCACCUGCCUGAGCGCUUGUCCCACGGAAAUGGAUGAGAACGAGUAUUAG
Messenger RNA from Pipistrellus nathusii (Nathusius's pipistrelle), 558 nucleotides. The record is from the annotation of a GenBank genome assembly. Lineage: Eukaryota; Metazoa; Chordata; Mammalia; Chiroptera; Vespertilionidae.